UGUUGUUGUUUUGCCGAUCUCACUGCACUUUGGACUUUCUUAUUUAAACACUCUUUGGUCUGCGAUUAAAACGGUGUCAAUUGAGCAUCCUAAACUUUGUACUUUAAUACAAAAUGAUUAACUCUGGAAAACUAGCUGGGCGCACGCUCUUCAUCACCGGUGCCUCCAGGGGAAUUGGCAAAGCUAUAGCUUUGAAGGCAGCUCGCGAUGGUGCCAACAUAAUCAUCGCUGCUAAGACUGCCCAGGCUCAUCCUAAAUUGCCAGGCACCAUCUACUCAGCGGCCGAGGAAGUUGAGAAAGCCGGUGGCAAAGCCCAUCCGUGUAUUGUCGAUGUCCGCGAUGAGCAACAAGUGCGUACUGCUGUUCAGGAAGCAGUAGCCAAAUUUGGAGGCAUUGAUAUUGUUGUGAACAAUGCCAGCGCUAUUUCACUGACCGGCACGGCCGACACCGACAUGAAGCGUUAUGAUUUGAUGCACAGCAUCAACACACGCGGCACGUUCCUUGUCUCUAAGGAAUGCCUGCCCUACUUGCAAAAAAGCAACCAUGCCCACAUUUUGAACAUAUCGCCGCCCCUCAGCAUGAAGACCAAAUGGUUUGCUCCACAUGUGGCUUACACUAUGGCCAAGUAUGGCAUGUCUAUGUGUGUGUUGGGCAUGGCAGGAGAGCUACGCGAUCGCGGCAUUGCAGUAAAUGCCCUUUGGCCUCGCACUGCCAUACACACUGCUGCAAUUGAGAUGCUUACCGGACCGGACAGCGCCAGUUGGUCGCGUAAGCCAGAGAUUAUGGCUGAUGCCGCCUAUACUAUACUCUGCCGCGAGCCCAAACAGUACACAGGCCAGUUCUUCAUCGACGACGAGGUGCUUGAAUCUGCGGGUGUCAAGGAUUUCACGGACUAUGCCUGUGUGCGUGAAAAUGCCGACAAACUCAUGGAAGACUUUUUCCUUGAGCCCAGGAAUUCACCAGUCGAAGAAGCUCAGCCUGUAUCUACAACUGCUGCUUCUGGAGAUGCCAAGAUACCACAACUGUUUAAAAAAAUUGAGUCUUUACUGUCCACAGAGAUUGUUUCGAAAACCCAGGCGGUCUAUCAGUUCAACAUUAGCGGAGAUGAGCAGGGCACUUGGUUUUUGGAUCUGAAGAACGGCACUGGCGCUUGCGGCACAGGUGCACCGCCCGCUGCUGCUGAUGCCACACUCACCAUGAAGUCUGAUCACUUCUUUGACAUGUUCUCUGGCAAACUGAAGGCUGCACCAGCCUACAUGUCCGGCAAGUUGAAGAUUAGCGGCGAUUUCCAAAAGGCGCUCAAACUGGAGAAGCUUAUGAAAGCACUGAAAUCAAAGCUGUAGAUAAUACUAGAUUUUAAGAUACUUGUAAACAAAACAAUUUUUAUAAAUAAACCGAAACACUCUACA
Messenger RNA from Drosophila busckii, 1409 nucleotides. RefSeq names its product hydroxysteroid dehydrogenase-like protein 2 (gene Hsdl2). Bases 114 to 1343 code for a protein of 409 amino acids. NCBI's taxonomy places the organism in Eukaryota, Metazoa, Arthropoda, Insecta, Diptera, Drosophilidae. The transcript has a single exon. The record is from RefSeq and is a predicted model, not a curated record. Gene Ontology annotation, cellular component: mitochondrion.